AUGGCGGGCGCGGGCGCGAGCGAGGUGUCGGCCAACGCGAGCCGUGUGCGACGGGCGCCGCUCACGCACCACGCGCACCGACUUAUGACGGAGGAAGAAAUGGACGCGACCGCAUCUUGGAAGCGUUCCCACUGGCGCGAAAUGCAGUCAAUACUACGGCGGGAGGGCUCCCAGAAGGAGGUUGUCGAGUGCUGUCCCUCAGUCCUAGAGAUGGUCGCAAAGAAAGGCGGCCGAACCCCCACCGGCCUCUACGUAGAACUCUACGAGGACGGUGAGAACAAACAGAGGCUCUACGAACUCUCCUGCGCACCGGAUGUUGUAGACAAGCCCUGCAGAUUCGUAGACGCACGCCUCUACAACCAAUCGAGAUGUGUGCAGAAGUAUUCAUACUCCUACGCACUAGUAAGGUAUUCUUCAGCCACCGAGAUGCCGCUGCGCAAUCGGCCGGAAGGACAUUUCUCUGUCCCCGGCUCCGGCGGCUGGUCCAUGGACUAUGUGAUAGUUAGAGCAGGCUGCGAGUGUCAAAUCACUCCGCCUAAACGCAAGAGUGCGCACCGGAAGCGAUUGGAGAGGCAUCGCCGGAAAAGGAAACGACUGGAGGAUGACGAUGACACUUGA
Molecule: messenger RNA, 618 nt
Organism: Pieris macdunnoughi
Lineage: Eukaryota; Metazoa; Arthropoda; Insecta; Lepidoptera; Pieridae
Source: the annotation of a GenBank genome assembly